Messenger RNA from Onychomys torridus (southern grasshopper mouse), 5380 nucleotides. It is a transcript of the gene Prob1, whose product is annotated as proline rich basic protein 1. The coding region runs from base 1103 to 4162 and encodes 1019 amino acids. The transcript has a single exon. NCBI's taxonomy places the organism in Eukaryota, Metazoa, Chordata, Mammalia, Rodentia, Cricetidae. Gene Ontology annotation, cellular component: nucleoplasm. The record is from RefSeq and is a predicted model, not a curated record.
UCAAAAAACCCCCCGAAACAAGUAUAAAAAAACAGUGUAUUAUAUACUAGCCAUACAAACCGCUCCUACACCUUCUUAAACUUCAGAACAAAAAAACCUUCACAAAGAGGAUGGAAGUUACAAAAUUAAAUCUGGGAGAGGACCACAGCCUGCUCAAGCUGCUCAGGCAGGCCUUCAUAGGACGAAAGGUUAAAUCCUUUCAGAAGCCUUCACCAAGGAUGCCCCUAAGUGAUCGGGGGAAUGGGGUUCACAAGACUACAUACAGUUGGUUAAGACUGGCCUGUGCUGGGUCAGUGUGAGGGUGAGCGAAAAGAAGGCAGGUGCUCUGCCUCAGUCUCAGGGCCAGCUGGGGCCUGAGUCAUAGCAGGACCUUUAAGCCAGAAGUUCAGGGCGAGUGGUGUCCCAUUGUCGUAAUGACAGCUGGUGGCUGCUUCCCUACCGGGGAAGGAAGGCAUGUCGGGCACUGGGACCCCUCCAGUGGUUGGCUUGUCUCCCAGGUUCGUUCUGGGUGCUAAGAGGCUUUGUGAUAUCCCCAUUCCAGCUCUUCCCUGUUGGUCUCGCUAAGAGCACUGAGUCUGGCUCGUCCUGAGUUAGGAGUCAUUCUGAUUCUCCUUGUCCUACCAAAGGUGAUAUGUGGGUGUGAGGGAAGUCAAGGAAGUAGGUGGAUUGUAGCUAAGGAAGCCAUGGAGUUUGUGAUGGUAGAGUUGGGGGCUGAGGAUAUGGAACUUGAAGAUUUCACACCCUGAACAACUCAGGUAAGCCCCUUGCAAGGACAGUAUUUUCCCACCUGUGACAGGUGGAGUUGGGCCUCGCACUUGCUCCUUUCCAAAUCUAGGCCUGCCUUCCUCUCACCUGCCUGUCAGCCAAAGUCUGGAGCCCCAACCGGGCCUUCCACCUGUGCUGGAGAAAGUUCAGCAGAGGGGUUUCACCCGGUAGGGCCCAGGGCCUAGGUCUCUCUGCUGCCAGCGCCGCUAGCUUCGGGGUGGACACUGGCGCUUUAAGACGCUUUGACCCCACGGCAUCCAGGCGGGGCGGGGACAGGACAGUGCAGGCGCCACCAGCGGAGGCACCAGGGGAGGUAGUGCUAAGUGUCCGGCCCACCAUGCUGACUGCGCUCGCCCCGCCAGCCCUUCCUGGGCUCUCAAGGCGGCUGCCUGCCCCUGCACGGCGUCAGGAUUCGUCCAGUUCGUCCGGCUCGUACCACACAGCUCCGGGUUCUCCGGAGCCCCCGGACGUUGGGCCGGACACAGAAGGCCGGGGGACUUGGCUCUGGGUGGCUCCUGGGCGGGGGGCGGGCGCGCAGCCUGUCCUGUCCGUCAGCGCCCAGAAUAGCCGCCAGCAUCACUGCUCCGGCUCGGGUUUCCCGCGAGGCCCGGGCUCCGGCCCGCAGCCGCCCCGGCCCCAGCUGCGCCUGCUGCCGUCGGGGGAGAUGGAAGUCAUCUUCGGCGCGGGGCCUCUGUUCAGCCGCUCGGACGCGGAGGAUCUGGAGGAGCAACGGCCCAUGGCGCCCGCCUUCAGCAGUCCGCUGCAGCCCGGGUCAGCGUCGCGCGUCUCAGUCUCGCCGCAGCCGCAGGCCCCCGACGGGGGCUCUCGCUGGGCCACCUACCUGGAGCUGCCGCCCCGCGGGCCGAGCCCUGCCGUCUCAGGCCAGUACGAGUGUGUGGAGGUGGCCCUGGAGGAGCGGCCCGCGCCCGUUAGACCCCGCACGGUACCCAAGCGUCAGAUCGAGCUGCGUCCGCGGCCUCGGAGUCCCCCGCAGGACAGUCGCGCGCCGCAUCCCCGACUGCUCCUGCGCACCGGCUCCCUGGACGAGUCUCUGAGCCGCUUGCAGGCCGCCGCGGGCGUCGUGCAGACGGCACUGGCCAGAAAACUGGGCUCUUCGGUCCCGACCCCCAGCAAUGUCACCUUUAGGCCCACCGGGAAGCCAGAACCCAAGACGAACCCCCAGGAAACGGCACGCAGCACUCGUGUGGCCCCGGAAGAGGCCAGGUCUCGGCCGCCCCGCGCCCACGAUGGUUCUGCCCCCGCCAGAGCCCCGCGGCCUUGGCCCAGCCUCAGAGAGCGAGCGAUUCGGCGGGACAAGCCGGCGCCCGGGACCGAACCGCUGGGUCCAGUUAGUUCCAGCAUCUUUCUGCAGUCAGAGGAGAAGAUUCAGCAGGCUCACGACCAGGAAUCUAAGGUCCAGUUUCCUCGUGAGACUCCCGGUGGAACCGUGCCGAGGGCACGGAGUCCUCCCUUCCAUUCUAGGAGCUCCGGGGUGGUUCCCAGUAGGGUUGUGAGGCCUAGGAGCCCAUCCCCUCCGCGGCAGGCUCCAAACGGGGCGGGGCGGGGGCCUCGCUGCCCGUCCCCCCAGAACCUGCCACAACCUCAUAGGACUGUUUGGAGAAUGAGUAACCCGUCCUUCCCUGAAACGUCAUCCGAGUGGGAAAAUCGGGAUGCGGCCGUCGAGGAGGUCGUCAGCAGAAGGAGCCCUUCCCCUCCACCUCUUUCCCAACGGACUCGGGGUGCUGGAGUUGGGAAUCCGUGUCCCAAAACUCCUUCUCUGUGGAGGGUUCGGCAUUCGAUAGACGGAGAUGCAAUAGAGCUGAGUAGGGACAGAUCUCUGCCAGUCCUGCCCCCACGACAGUCACCUGGUCAUCCCAUUGAAACGAACAGCCCAUCGCCCCGAGAGACAUGGGGUCCUACUGCGCAGGGCUCGUCGACGGCAUUGCGCCAGGAAGCUGUGAAUGGUGUAACUCAGGAGUUGGAGCCGCCCACACCAUCAGCGCCCGGGACUCCAGAACUCACCGAGGCGCAGUGUCUGCUCACCCUGGAAAAGGAGGCUAUUGCCUUCAGAGGCAGGCAGCCGCCGUCUCUAGUUAUAGAUGCUCAGGAACCGCCCGGAAGUCAUCCCACAAGCAUCCUGGACGACGCUGUGUGCCCAGAAGCCUUGGCCUCGGGAGAAGCGGCUUCCGGGCGUCCGCGCGUGACCAUCCCGCGGCCGCGAGACGUGCGCAAGAUGGUUAAGACCACUUACGCGCCGAGCUUUCCUGCGGGAACCCCAGGCUCCGGGCUUCCCGCGCCUCCUGCUGACGCCUGCGGGGAGAUGGGCGAGGCAUCCCAAGCGCCCGAGCUCCCCGCGCUGGAGUCGCCCGCCCCGGCUCAUUACACGUCCAUUUUUCUCAAGGACUUUCUGCCGGUAGUACCCCAUCCCUACGAGUCUCCAGAGCCUUCCCUCCAUGCAACCUCUAAGGAUGUCUCCCACGCCAGCGGGGUCCCGAGGCGGAGGGCAGAGAACAGCACCGCGAAGCCUUUCGCGCGCAGUGAGAUCCGCUUGCCUGGCGCUCUAGCCAUGAGCCGCCGUCGGGAGAAAACCCCGGGUGUCCAAGGACGCGGUCCUGGGGGAGAAGACCCGGAUGCUGAGGCCCAGCGCCCGGUCCCGGACCACGAGGGUCGGACCAGCCCCUUCGGAGGCGCUCGUACCUCCACCCAGAGGUCUCCUUUAGGGUCAGCAGAGACCCGACCUCCCCGCCCCGGCUCCCCGCAGGCAUGCCCCAGAUCGAGCCUUGGGGCAGCACCCGAAUUGGAGACACCCCUUGUGGCUCCUGCAGCUGCGGUCCAGGCGCCCCUCCCGCCGGAACCUCAGGCGACGGCGGCCAGGACCGCUGCACCCCUCCCGCGAGCUGCCUCUGCGCCUCCCACCGACCGGCUCCCCCCUGCCUCCUCCCAGGGCCUGCGGAGGCUUCCAGGAACCGCGCCGCCGGGGAAGGUCCUCGUGGACCCGGAGAGCGGUCGCUAUUACUUAGUGGAGGCUCCGCGGCAGCCGAGGCUGCGGCUGCUCUUCGAUCCCGAGAGCGGGCAGUACGUGGAAGUGCUGCUGCCGCCCUCGCCCUCUCUCUCCCGGCCGCCACGCCCGGCCUAUGCCCCGCUGGCCCUCGGGCCGGGCCUCUACCCGCCGGCCUAUGCGCCUAUCCCUGGCUCACCCCUGUCGCCCCCGUCCCCCAACCUGCCGGCCCUCGGCAGUCUCCAGCUACCCUGGGCCCCCGAGGCUGGGCCCCUGGAGGGGAUGUACUACAUGCCCUUGAGCGGGACCCCCAGUCCGGCUCCACCGAUGCUCUUCUGUGCCCCGCCCUCCAGUUCCGGUCCCAUCCAGUCCAGCAAGGGUUCCGUGUUUCCUUUGUGAAGCCUAAGGUCCCGAUCCCCAUGAAGUUGUGUUCCCUAGAAGGCUUUGGAAGUUCUGAUCCCCAGUCUCUUAAUGUUUCCUCCUAUCAACUCUUUGGCUAGUUCCAGCCGGUGACCAGACCGGAAGUGAUCUUAAGAGACCUUAUCUGCUACCUGGUCUGAUAGUGCUGAACAUCAUUAGCUAAUGUUUGGCCGCCUACGUCCGUCCCCCACCAACAAAAAUGUGUAUCCCUUUCCCAACCCUUCCCAGGGUGUGCUGUAUGUGUGUAUGUGUGUAUGCAGGCAAGCAAGUAUGUCAAAGUGAGACCACUAAGAGAUGUUGGGGUUUCCCAGAAUAGCAGGCGUGGGAGUAGCAGGCCUGUGGUGCUGGUGAGCUGUUUGUAUCUCCCUAACACUGGGCCCAGUUGAGUGGAGCAGGACAGUGGCUGUUGCAGAGAUGGAGGGGUGGAUGACAGCCAUCAAAUCAAAUCGGGAUUUGAGCCUUGUCCUGGGAGGUUGUGGGAGAACGCAGUGUGGCCCCAGGCCAGCUUGGGGCUGAGAAUGGCAGCCCUGAGGAGGGUAAGUGGAGGCAGAGCAGGGAUGUUGUGCAAGGAGAUGUGGAGGGUAGGCUUGGAACUGGAGGUAAGAGGACGGAGUGAGAUGACCCAGGAGUGGUGGUCCCUGUAAAGACAGCCAGGGUUGAGACCAUUCACUGGCAGACAGGCCUGCAGAAGGGUCUAGGAAACGAGGAAGAGGAGCGAAAUUAUUCUUCUUUGGGCUCUCUGUUGGUUGCUGGGGGUGACUAGGGACAGGUGGUGAAUUAAAGAAUGUCAAGGGAUCAGCAAAUACUUCUCUUGGCUGGCCAUUACUAAAGAUUGACGGGGCAGGGAAAUCUAGAAGAACAAAUCACGUUAGCUUUGGGAGUUGUGGUUGUUUAACCAAAAUGGAGGGGCUUUAUAAAAUGGUGUGACCACAGCUAACAGCCCACAGCAUGGAGCCUAGCUCCUCCUCAAGCCCCAGUGUCUGUCUCCUGUAGACCCCCGGAGGGAGCUGAGCUUGCUCAUCUUGAAGCUAUCCACCCAGAUAGAAAGAAAAUGAGUUGAAUGCCCAGGACGACAAGAGGGAGGAAGGCUGGGGUGCCAUCAAAGGGGGUGUUCUCGAUGACUGGAAGGUAGGUUAGAGCUGGCAAGAGAAAGCCAGGUGUGGUGGUGCACACCUUUAUCCCAGCACUCGGGAGGCA